GAAUUAAAUAAUUAUAACCCCGAUCACAGACAUACCGACACUGAUAUUGGAACACCUCUUUUUAUUUCUAAAAUUGAUUUGCCUGUGCCGCCUAUUCCUAAGGAACCAUCCUGUGAUCCUAUUUACAGAUGGAAUGGUCCAGCUGAAAUAUUGAUUGAUCCACAAGAGGUUUCUGGAUUGAUAUUUUCUAUUAAGGGAAUGUCAUCGGAUUAUAUCAAUGUUACAAAUGAUAUUUAUUUGUCUGAUAAAAGUCUUCAGAGCGAAGUUGAUGUCAAAAUUGAUAUUAUUGAUGAUGACUGUUCUAUUACUAUUGAGGUAAUUUGUGACGAUGGUCCCCAUUCCACUCAAAAAUGCGUCUCUAUCGUUACUACAAUUACGCUUCCCGCUCAAAUUAAUUUCUUCAGAUCUAUAUUAGUCGAUGUACCAAGCAGCCAAAUAGUUACUGAAGGUUUGGGAAAUAUUGACUUUGCGUAUGUCGGCCUUAAAACUAGAAAUGGUCACAUUAAAGCUGAUGACAUUAAUUUCGCCAUUGCCGAAAUUUCUACUGUCAAUGGACAUGUCAAAGGAUCCUACAUUGUUGCUGAAAGCUUAGAGGUUCGCACUAUCAAUGGAGCAAUUACUGUAAACGCUAUUGCAAAUUCUUGGUCUGAAGAUAUUUCUGUUAGCGCUAAAUCUAUCAAUGGCCAUUUGAAUAUUAAUGUGGAAGAUUUGACUGAAAAUCAAGAUCUUACCCUUAAAGCUGGCUCAGUUAACGGUGGUAUCGUUGCUACUGUGGUGCGAUAA
This is a messenger RNA of Racocetra fulgida, 783 nucleotides long. Lineage: Eukaryota; Fungi; Glomeromycota; Glomeromycetes; Diversisporales; Gigasporaceae. The record is from the annotation of a GenBank genome assembly.